CCACGGCAAAUAAACAAACCAACAAACGAGGAAACAUUCCGAAGAGCAAUGUCUUCCCUAUCCUUCACACCCGUCGCGCUCUUUGGUGGUGCAAUUAGAGCUACUGUACCGCUGUCCUUCAGAGAUGCUGCCGACUUCCGUCAAGUCCCAGACACCCAGGAAGUCUAUGUCUCUAUGGAGGAAGGAAUGGACAUAAGCGUGGUGAUCGACCUAAACCAACGGGUGCAAGCCCCAAGCGAUCUAGAGGCUCUAGACAUACACUUCCAAGACGUCGCUGACGACCAAGACCGCUCCUACGCUGCGGUGUCCAGAGAGACCAUAACUCUUCCGAAAAUGGCGGACAAACCAGCCUACAUGAUAAUCGGAACAAUCUCUUCCCGGCCCAGUGAUAACCCAGAGUACUUCAUCGGGAUAUUAAUGACGCUGGUACGAUUGCCGCAGCAAACAACGGACAUACUAAUCACCGUUAAUAUCCCGUUUAACACCUCCGAGUUAGCCCAGGCGGAGAAGUACCUUGUAUCCCCGCGGGCAGAGACUAUAGGCGGGGGAGGGGAGAAGAGCCAGAUGCUGAGGUUGGGUAUGGCGGUUUUGGAAGGCGUGUUGCGAGAGUUCGAGGUUUUGGAUUGGGGGCUUUUCUUAGAGGAUGUGCCGGAGGAGGGGGAGUGGGAGGGGAUGCGAGGGGAUACUGAGAUGGAGGGAGUGAGAGCUGCUUAGAGAUAUGAAAGGCGGUUGACGCGGGGACCGGAUUGGGUAGGAUUUGAACUCUGAAAUGUGGAAUCGAAAAUCAUGUAUUUAGUUAGGGUUGAUGAGAACUCAGUUAGGUAUCUACAAUUUAACGAUGUAAUUUAUAA
Molecule: messenger RNA, 851 nt
Organism: Tuber melanosporum (Perigord truffle)
Lineage: Eukaryota; Fungi; Ascomycota; Pezizomycetes; Pezizales; Tuberaceae
Exons: 3
Coding region: 49-714 (221 amino acids)
Biological process (GO): protein import into nucleus
Cellular component (GO): nucleus
Molecular function (GO): small GTPase binding; guanyl-nucleotide exchange factor activity
Source: RefSeq, a predicted model, not a curated record